Messenger RNA from Cryptococcus amylolentus CBS 6039, 597 nucleotides. Its product is annotated as 40S ribosomal protein. The transcript has 4 exons. Gene Ontology annotation, molecular function: small ribosomal subunit rRNA binding; structural constituent of ribosome. NCBI's taxonomy places the organism in Eukaryota, Fungi, Basidiomycota, Tremellomycetes, Tremellales, Cryptococcaceae. Gene Ontology annotation, cellular component: cytosolic small ribosomal subunit; ribosome; nucleolus. Gene Ontology annotation, biological process: translation. The record is from RefSeq and is a predicted model, not a curated record. Bases 31 to 486 code for a protein of 151 amino acids.
UCCACCACCAAAACAACAUCAUCAGCAAAAAUGGGUCGAAUGCACUCCAAGGGAAAGGGUAUGUCCGCGUCCGCGCUCCCCUACCGAAGGUCCCAGCCUUCUUGGUCCAAGGCCACCCCCGAGGACGUCUGUGACCAGAUCUUCAAGCUCGCCCGACGAGGUCUCUCCCCCUCCCAGAUCGGUGUCAUCCUCCGUGACUCCCAGGGUAUCCCCCAGGUCAAGUCCGUUACCGGUAACAAGAUCUUGAGGAUCCUCAAGACCAACGGUCUCGCUCCUACCCUCCCCGAGGACCUCUACCACCUCAUUAAGAAGGCUGUCUCCGUCAGGAAGCACCUCGAGCGAAACAGGGGUGACAAGGACGCCAAGUUCCGAAUGAUUCUCAUCGAGUCCAGGAUCCACCGUCUUGCGCGAUACUACAUCAAGACCCAGCAGGUCCCCGCCAACUUCAAGUACGAGGCCGCUACCGCUUCCACCCUCGUCGCCUAAGCGCGCGAAGUGGUCCCUUUACUUGGUCUACUCGGCUCUGCCUUCACGGGUUAUUCCGAUGGUGUAUGUUGGGCUUUGGAUGAAUGUAUAUUCUACCUCUGCACACUGCAA